AUGGCUACACAAGAGACUGGAACAAACACUAAUCUUAUGACGUCAUUGCUUAUGCAAUGUUAUGAUGCCAGCAAUGAAUGUUAUAGCAAGCUUGAAAAUGACAUUUAUCAGUAUUGCAGUGGGUGCAAAAUUGCUCAAUCUUUAAGACAUUCCAAGCCACCUAAAGGCUUUGAAAAAUUUUUCCCCAAUGCUUCCAAGUCGCACAAAACACAACCAAGGCAAGGCUCAUCAGGUGGCAAAGAUGGAAACUCAGGUGGCUCUCCAAAAAAGCCAGAAGGAAAUGGUAGUGAAUGGUGGCGAGAUAUAUAUGAAAAUCCACAACAGUAUUUGUGGUUAGGUAUUGCAGUCAGUGUAGGAGCUGGAUGGUUAAUGUUGAGUUCUGGGGGAUAUUCAAAAGAGAUAAAUUGGCAAGAAUUUAGAACUAAUUAUUUAGCAAAAGGAGAGGUUGAAAAACUCAUUGUUGUCAAUAAAAGUUUUGUUCGUGUCUACCUGAAAGGUGAUCCAUUUAAUAGUUCCAUUUCAUUCAACAUUGGCAGUGUUGAAAAUUUUGAGAGACAUUUGGAAGAAGUUCAGAAAGAAAUGGGCAUUGAUUCUUCACAAUGGCUUCCUGUAACAUAUUCCAUGGAGUUUGAAUGGAUGAAGCAACUAUUCAGACUGACUCCAACAAUCCUCAUCAUUGGGGCAUUUUUGUAUUUCACACGUCGUGUCAAAUGUUUCAAGAAGACCUGGGGUGAGAAGAAUCAUUCAAAUGGUAUAUUUGGAAUGGAUGAAUCUAAAGCAAAGUUUUAUAAUAAAGAAACAAAUGUGAAAUUCAGAUUCAAUGAUGUUGCUGGCUGUGAAGAGGCCAAACUUGAGAUUAUGGAAUUCGUGAACUUCCUAAAGAAUCCACAACAAUAUCAUGAACUUGGAGCUCGUAUUCCAAAGGGGGCAAUCCUCACAGGUCCACCUGGAACAGGCAAGACUCUCCUAGCCAAAGCUGUUGCUGGUGAAUCAGGUGUUCCAUUCCUCAGUAUAUCUGGUUCAGAAUUUCUUGAAAUGUUUGUUGGUGUUGGUCCAGCACGCGUGAGAGAUCUUUUUGCUCAAGCUAAAAAUUCUCCAUGUAUCAUUUUUAUUGAUGAGAUUGAUGGUGUUGGUCGAGCCCGUGGUAAAGGUGGUCAGUUUGGUGGACAUGAUGAAAGAGAAAAUACUUUGAAUCAACUGCUUGUCGAAAUGGACGGUUUUACAUCAACAACAAAUGUUGUAGUUUUGGCUGGAACUAAUCGUGCAGACGUCCUAGACCCAGCACUUUUACGACCUGGUCGUUUUGAUCGACAAAUUACUCUCCCUCCACCUGAUAUUAAAGGAAGACUAUCCAUUUUCAAAGUUCACUUAAAGCCAUUGAAAACUGAUGUUGAUAUUGACACGGUGGGUCGUAGAAUGGCAGCUCUAACACCUGGUUUUACAGGUGCAGACAUUGCAAAUGUAUGCAAUGAAGCUGCUUUGAUUGCAGCACGUUAUCUUUCACCAAAAGUUGAAGUUAAGCAUUUUGAACAAGCUGUCGAGAGAGUUAUUGCCGGUCUUGAAAAGAAAACUCAGGUUCUUCAACCUGAAGAAAAGAAAACUGUUGCUUAUCACGAAGCUGGUCACGCUGUUGCUGGAUGGUUUCUUGAACACGCUGACCCACUUUUAAAGGUAUCUAUCAUCCCACGUGGAAAAGGACUGGGUUAUGCUCAGUAUUUACCCAAGGAACAAUAUCUUUAUACAAAGGAACAGUUGUUAGAUCGCAUGUGCAUGACUUUAGGAGGAAGAGUUUCUGAGGAGAUAUUCUUUGGUAGAAUUACAACAGGCGCUCAGGAUGAUCUCUCGAAAGUCACAAAAAGUGCAUACGCUCAGGUUGCGACAUUUGGUAUGAAUGAAAGGAUUGGUAAUGUCUCAUUUGAUACACCUCGUGAUGGUGAACCAACGUUUGAAAAACCAUAUAGUGAAGCUACAGCUCAACUUAUUGAUGAACAAGUUCGUGAUUUGAUUAAAACUGCUCAUGAAAGAACGACGGAACUUUUAUUGAAACAUAAACUUCAUGUUGAAAAAGUUGCUCAGAGAUUACUUAGUCAAGAGGUUCUCAAUCGAGAGGAUAUGAUUGAGCUGUUAGGUCGAAGACCUUUCAAAGAAAAUACCACUUAUGAAGAGUUUGUUGAAGGGACUGGUUCUGACGUUGAAGAUACUACACUACCAGAGGGACUUAAGGGACUCCAGGAUGAAUCUGAUUAUGAAGGGAAACCUUUACCUGUAUAAAUAUUUGUUUUUCGUUAGAAUAUAAUAUCCUAGCUGAAGAAGUUUUUGUUUAGUUUCCAGAACAUGUAAAAUAUAUUGAAUAUUGGAAAAAUUAUUUCUACUUUUCAAGUACAUAGAGGUAAUAGGACAGAUUAAUAUUUCCCUUUUUUUAAUCCA
Molecule: messenger RNA, 2427 nt
Organism: Xenia sp. Carnegie-2017
Lineage: Eukaryota; Metazoa; Cnidaria; Anthozoa; Malacalcyonacea; Xeniidae
Product: AFG3-like protein 2
Biological process (GO): protein-containing complex assembly; mitochondrial protein processing
Cellular component (GO): membrane; m-AAA complex
Molecular function (GO): ATP binding; metalloendopeptidase activity; ATP hydrolysis activity
Source: RefSeq, a predicted model, not a curated record